This is a messenger RNA of Trachymyrmex cornetzi, 364 nucleotides long. RefSeq lists its product as uncharacterized. The transcript has a single exon. NCBI's taxonomy places the organism in Eukaryota, Metazoa, Arthropoda, Insecta, Hymenoptera, Formicidae. The record is from RefSeq and is a predicted model, not a curated record. Bases 11 to 352 code for a protein of 113 amino acids.
CGCAUACACGAUGCAGGUUAUAACGCGAGGUCGUAACCAUUUGGAUACACGAGUGUCUCCGGCGGCAGUUAACCUCCAGCGUUGUUCAAGUCAAGCGACGAAGUCCCUCGAGACGUCACGACGCGAUUUGCCUCAUUUCUCCGCUACAUACACGAUGUUUUCCGACGUCAUGGCUCUCCACGGUAAAAUUUACAACUUCAAGAUCGUCCUCAUGCACAGUCAUGCACAGUGCGACUCGGGAAAAGGCGACCUGGCGACGUCGACAGCAACCAACGGUCGGUAUGAUACCUCUCGUCCUCUCGGGAUUGUCGGGCUUCGCUAUUGGCGGACUGUGUUUUCCGAAAUUCCCUAAAUGUCGUACGUU